AUGGUGCAGUGGAUUCUGCGCCGGAGCCGCCGAAAUUUUUUCGGCGGGCCCACUUUAAUACCGGAGGUCCGGUGUUCGAAUCCGGGUCCGGGCGGCCCCUUUUUUUUACCGUAUUUUCUCGGUAUAUUAUUAGUAUUUUCGGGCCCACCCUUAGAUUCUAGAUUUAAUCAAAUAUACUAA
Messenger RNA from Colletotrichum lupini, 180 nucleotides. RefSeq lists its product as uncharacterized. The record is from RefSeq and is a predicted model, not a curated record. The transcript has a single exon. Bases 1 to 180 code for a protein of 59 amino acids. Lineage: Eukaryota; Fungi; Ascomycota; Sordariomycetes; Glomerellales; Glomerellaceae.